GGGCUGGGCAUCGCGGGUUCUGCACUCGCAUGGUUCAAGUCCUAUCUGUCUGACCGUUCCUACCAGGUUCAGCCUCGCAUCGCAGCCUGCCUAGCUGACAUUGCCUCCUGGAUGUCUGCUAAGCACCUCAAACUCAACCUGGAGAAAACUGAGCUUCUGUUCUUUCCUGCAAAGAACUCCCCAACGAUCGACACUGCAAUUUCCAUUGAGGGAUCUGUGGUGUUCCCCACCACAGCAGCCAAAAACCUAGGCGUAACCCUGGACAACCAGCUAACCUACUCCGGUCACAUCGCGGCAAUCACUCGAUCCUGCAGAUUCUCCCUAUACAAUAUCAGGAGAAUCCGCCCAUUCCUCACACAACAGGCGACCCAGCUCAUGGUCCAAGCGCUUGUCAUCUCCCGCCUGGACUACUGCAAUGUCCUACUGGCUGGCUUGCCGACCUGCGCCAUCAGGCCGCUCCAGCUUGUGCAGAAUGCCGCUGCACGCCUGGUCUUCAACCUCCCUAAGCACUCUCAUGUCACUCCACUCCUUACUGCGCUCCACUGGCUUCCGGUAGCUGCCCGCAUCCAAUUCAAGACACUGGUACUGGCCUACCAGGCAACAAGAGGCUCCGCCCCAUCAUACCUUCAGUCCCUAAUAACUCCAUAUACCACUACUAGAACCCUCCGCUCUACGACCUCUGGUCAGCUGACAGUCCCCUCACUUCGGGAACCCGGCAGCCGCUCCUCCCGACCACGCCUCUUCUCUGCCAUUGCCCCAAGGUGGUGGAACGACCUCCCUCGUACAGUUAGGACUGCGGAAUCCCUCACCAUCUUCCGCAAGAGACUGAAAACCCACCUC
Chanos chanos (milkfish) is the source of this 840-nucleotide messenger RNA. RefSeq lists its product as uncharacterized. Lineage: Eukaryota; Metazoa; Chordata; Actinopteri; Gonorynchiformes; Chanidae. The record is from RefSeq and is a predicted model, not a curated record. The annotation marks the transcript as partial. The transcript is spliced from 2 exons.